UCAAAUAGGCUAUGUAUACCGCCCGAGAUAAUUGCUUUAAACAUAUAAAACAGUGAAGCUGCCAUGAUUAUCGAUGUAAAUUGAACAAAAAAGAAACAGUAUGAAAUAUUUCUAUUGCCUUUGUGUCGCUAUCGGAUUGGCGCAAUGCAUCUCGGGAAAAUACAUCGACCCAAAUCCAGUUGAUAUUCUGAACGACUAUUACUACGAUGACAGCCCCCUGACGGUUUGCUAUGACGAGAUCGGAUGUUUCUCAUCCGCCUAUCCAUUCUACGAUCCACCUUACCGCCCGGUUAGUUGGUUACCCGAGAGUAGGGCCGAGGUCGGGACUCAUUUCUACCUGAAUACGAGACAGAACCCACAAUCGCCCACGGAACUUUUAACCAGUGAUUCAUCUACUAUCAGAGAUUCAUUCUUUGACCCGUCGCAUGACACAAAGUUCAUCGUCCACGGCUUCACUCAAAAUGGCGACGUGCAAUGGAUGUUCGACAUGCAGGAGGCGUUCCUCAACUACGGGGACUUUAACGUGAUACGUGUAGACUGGAGCCAGGGAGCUGUCGAUCUUUACGGCAAGGCCGUCGCCAACACCCGCAUCGUCGGGGCGGAGAUCUCGCUUCUUAUCGACAGGAUUAAGGAAGUCUUUGGAAUGACGUCAUCCCAAUCCUUCCACAUCAUUGGUCACAGUUUAGGCGGUCACGUGGCUGGUUACGCAGGGGAGAGACAGGCCGACCUAGGUCGCAUAACGGGUAUGGAUCCAGCUGGGCCAUACUACGAAGACACAGACACCAUCGUGCGUCUAGAUCCUACUGAUGCUCAGUUCGUUGAUGUCAUUCACACUGAUACUAGUCCUAUAUACAACCUAGGCAUGGGAAUCUAUGUACCAUGUGGUCACGUGGACAUUUACGUCAAUGGCGGACGGGAACAACCCGGAUGUGAUCAGGGGAUUGUGGAGCACAUCAUCAGUGAGGGCAGUCUUGUUAUUGGCGGUGUCUCGUUCGUGGUCUGCAACCAUCUCCGCAGCUACGAGCUCUUCACGGAGUCUAUCAAUACCCAAUGCCCGUUCACUGCAAUGAGAUGCGACGGUUACGACUACGAAGACUACCUCGCUGGGAAAUGCUUCGACCAGACCCAGUCCAUUGCCCUGGGUUACCAUACCGACACGAACGCCAUCUCCGGCGCGGAGGAGAACGUUGUAUACUACAUGCAGACGAUGGACGAGACCCCGUUCUGCGGUGAGUCCUACUGGGUGAAGCUGUACCUGGUAAACAAGUUCAUAAAUGACGACGUGAAAGGAGAGCUAUUCGUCACUUUGUUCGGGACACUCGGUCAGACAACCAAACUCAAACUCAAUUUGGAAUCGAUUGUCUUCGAGCACGAUAAGAACUACAUGUUCGCCUUCCUUGCCGAGGACUACAUCGGAGACCUGACGGGACUCUACUUCGAGUGGAGUUACGACCGUGACUGGUACCGACCAGGGGAGUGGGAUUUCUUCAUCAAACCCAAGAUCUACAUCGACUACUUGGAGGUCGAAUAUGCCGAGGAUGAUUUCAGAUACUUGAUGUGCAGCGGUUCCGGGUCGGAGCGAAACGGUAUAGAGGCAGAUGGCGAGCAAGCUGCAUUCCUAGUUUCAUCUCAGUGCUCUUAGAUAAAUCUUGAUUUCACUCCCGAGAAUUUUGCUCACUUUAAAUAUUAUAUGAAAUGAUUAAAUAAUAUUCCAGCGACAAAUUCGGUUUAAAAGUUCAUAAUCCCUUUAGGUGGAUUUAAAUUACCCUAAAACGAUUUAAUAGUGUAUUUUAGAUAAUGUUCUUCAUGAUCUUCAUGACCUUAUUCUUCGUAACUCACCGUGCUAUGUUUGAGAACCCAACCAAUUAAUGUAAUCAACUUCCAAAAAAACCCUUAUCCAGCGAUAAGCCCCCAAAAUAAGCUUUUGAAAUUGAGUGUAAUCGAAUCCAUGUUGCGAAAGAGGAAUAUUUAGUGCAGUAUGCGCUCAGCAUUAAUUAUUUUUGAUGACUUGACUGAUUAAAGCUUAAGCUGCUUAGAAGUUAAAAGUAACAAUUAAGUGUCUAUAGCAAAAAGAAAAAAGAAAUGUAUUAUAUCAAAAGCUUCAGAAAAUAUCAACGAAUCAAUGAAUUGAUAUUUCAAUCAGGAUUUUUAAUAAAAGUGAAUGAUUACAAAAUA
Molecule: messenger RNA, 2175 nt
Organism: Strongylocentrotus purpuratus (purple sea urchin)
Lineage: Eukaryota; Metazoa; Echinodermata; Echinoidea; Camarodonta; Strongylocentrotidae
Product: pancreatic triacylglycerol lipase
Exons: 10
Coding region: 101-1642 (513 amino acids)
Biological process (GO): lipid metabolic process
Molecular function (GO): protein binding; triacylglycerol lipase activity
Source: RefSeq, a predicted model, not a curated record